GACCAACGUUCGGGGAACCUGAUUGGAGCAGGUGAAAGGCGGGACGGACUGUACUACUUUCGAAGCAUGCCUAAAGCUCAAAUGAACAUGAUGACAGAAGUGGGGUUUUUUGAUUUGUGGCAUCGGAGAUUGGGUCAUCCUUCGGACAGAGUACUCAAGUUAGUUCCCGUCAUUAGUGGUAGUUCUGGCCGAAAAGUCCUAAAUAAAACAUGUGUUGCUUGUCCGGUUGCCAAGAAGACACGUGCAAGUUUUCCUAUUAGUAACAAUAAAGCAUCUCGUAUAUUUGAACUCGUACACUGUGAUUUGUGGGGACCAAAUAAAACUCCAUCUUCUUGUGAUGCAAUUUAUUUUUUGACUAUUGUUGAUGAUUUCUCUCGUGGUGUGUGGGUGUAUUUGUUGCGAGCUAAAAGUGAGGUUUUU
Molecule: messenger RNA, 420 nt
Organism: Cuscuta epithymum
Lineage: Eukaryota; Viridiplantae; Streptophyta; Magnoliopsida; Solanales; Convolvulaceae
Source: the annotation of a GenBank genome assembly